AACUACCUUCGUUGCUCAGUACAUCCAUUAUCCACCCCCUGAAGCUCCGAUAGAAAAACACAAUUAACAAAGCUUGGUCAUAGAAUACUGCAGCUUGGAGAACGGGAGAGGAACAGAAGGGAGAGCAAAGGGAGAAAGAACUCGUAUGGAUAAUAUUGUUUCUACGCUUAUAUACAUCCUCAUCCUUUUCUCUACUGCUCUUUAUUAUUGCCUAUCGAAGAACAAGGAGAGAACAAACAAAGGAAGAGCAAAGUUGCCUCCUGGCUCUAUGGGAUGGCCUUACAUAGGAGAGACUCUUCAAUUGUACUCCCAAGAUCCGAAUGUUUUCUUUGCUCAGAAGCAAAAACGAUAUGGAGAUAUGUUCAAGACCAAGAUACUUGGCUGCCCUUGUAUCAUGUUGGCUAGCCCUGAAGCCUCUCGGUUCGUGUUGGUUACUCAUUCUCACUUGUUCAAACCAACCUAUCCCAGGAGUAAAGAGACGAUGAUCGGCCCCUGGGCAUUGUUUUUCCACGAAGGAAACUACCACACUCACUUGAAGAAGCUGGUUCAUAACUCGUUAUCUCCAGAGGCCCUUCGAAAGCUGGUUCCUGAUAUUGAAGCUAUAAUCAUUUCUUGCAUGCAAACUUGGGAGUCCGGUCUGAUCACCAACACAUUCCAUGAGAUGAAGAAGUUAUCUUUUGAGGUCGGCAUCCUUGCUAUCUUCGGUCACCUAGAAAUCAAGUAUAAGAACGCACUAAAGGAGAACUAUUCCAUUGUAGAUAAAGGGUACAAUUCUUUUCCCACAAACUUGCCAGGAACAGCGUAUCAUAAAUCUCUAUUGGCAAGGAAAAGGUUGAAUCAGAUCAUAAGGGAAAUAAUCAGUGAGAGGAAGCAGAAAAAGCUAUUGGAUAAAGAUCUGUUGGGUUACCUGCUCAACUUCAAAGAUGAGAGAGGGCAAACUUUGACAGAGGAUCAAAUCGCUGACAACAUCAUAGGAGUGCUGUUUGCUGCUCAAGACACAACCGCUAGUGUCCUAACCUGGAUUCUCAAGUACCUCCACGAUAACCAGAAACUUUUAGAAGCUGUCAAGAUAGAGCAAAGGGCUGUCUGGACCUUAAAUCAAGAAGGAAAGCAACCCUUGACAUGGGCUCAAACGAGAAAUAUGCCGCUGACACACAAGGUAAUAUUAGAAAGCUUAAGGAUGGCUAGCAUCAUAUCAUUCACCUUCAGGGAAGCUGUGACUGACGUAGAAUAUGAUGGAUUUCUUAUACCAAAAGGGUGGAAGGUGAUGCCGCUGUUCAGAAAUAUUCAUCACAAUCCCGACCAUUUCGUGGACCCCAAAAGUUUUGAUCCUGCAAGAUUUGAGGUGGCCCCCAAGCCCAACACCUUCAUGCCAUUUGGCAGUGGAGCCCACGCCUGUCCGGGAAAUGACCUCGCCAAACUGGAGAUGUUGAUUUUGAUCCACCAUCUGGUGACCAAGCAUAGAUGGGAACUAGUGGGAUCCAAGGGCGGCAAAGUACAGUAUAGUCCAUUUCCAGUUCCUCUGAAUGGACUCCCUGCUAAAUUCUACAAAGAGCCGACGACCAAUCAGUAGGAUUGCAUUUACAGAUGGAGUUUCUUCACAAAUUAUUUAGCGAAGAAAAGAAAAAGGAUGGCCUGAAAAUAUGGCUCAACUUUUCCAGCAAAUAACCACCCUGAAAUUUUUUACCUAGGAGGCCAGGUUGGUAUUGGCUUCUUUUGUCCGGAAUUCUGCUAAACAAGUUGCAGUAUCAUUAUGUUUGCACAAAUGUAAAACCCAAAAGUGAAAGAGUACCAAAGGGGAACAUUCUCCCUAUUCAAUUAAUCUCAAAGAUGCGGUCUCAUUAUCUUCUUGGCAUAAUAUCAA
Coffea eugenioides is the source of this 1864-nucleotide messenger RNA. Its product is annotated as abscisic acid 8'-hydroxylase 4. NCBI's taxonomy places the organism in Eukaryota, Viridiplantae, Streptophyta, Magnoliopsida, Gentianales, Rubiaceae. Gene Ontology annotation, molecular function: heme binding; iron ion binding; (+)-abscisic acid 8'-hydroxylase activity. The record is from RefSeq and is a predicted model, not a curated record. Gene Ontology annotation, biological process: sterol metabolic process. The transcript has 9 exons. The coding region runs from base 146 to 1573 and encodes 475 amino acids.